Molecule: messenger RNA, 624 nt
Organism: Vanessa atalanta (red admiral)
Lineage: Eukaryota; Metazoa; Arthropoda; Insecta; Lepidoptera; Nymphalidae
Exons: 3
Coding region: 1-624 (207 amino acids)
Source: RefSeq, a predicted model, not a curated record
AUGUUCAGUUUAAUAAUUGUUAUUUAUGUCUUUGCGGAUUUCUCUAUGGCGUCUGAAUCUAAUCAAGAUACUUCACCGUACAGCGUUCAAAAGAAUAUGAAACCUCCGGGGGCUCUAGCUUUUUACGCAUCGUUAAUAAAUAAUAAUAAAGGACAUUCAAAUUUGAGCUAUUUUGAAAUAGACGAGAAUCAAGUAAGGAUACCGACAAAAAUCUAUGACGAACAUAAAAAGAAAAAGAAAAUAAAGAAAUCAACGAAGCGGACGAUACAAAGGAUAAUUAAGAAAGGUAAGAACAGAAGCAGGAAAAUAUACGUUAAUCCGAUAACAAGACAGCCAACAGUAACAGCGGAGAAUGUUGAUUUAAUGGAUAGCGGAUACACCCAUUACGAAGAAGUCACAACAGGCAGCACUAAAAAGAAACCCAGGAAGAAUCCAAGGAUAGCCAGAUAUCCAAUGCCGUUUCACAAACUUCAACAAAGGAAAGAUUUGACAGCGCGUUACCGAAAUAGAAGAGAAGUUGAUAGAGAUGACGUGUUUAUACUAAAAGAUCUUGAUGAAAUUGAGAUUGUAAAGAGAGGUAAAGAUUACAAUGUAGUCGAGGCGCACGUAAAGAAAUAUUGGUAA